UCCAUUAGAAACAGUCAUCUCAAAGACACGCCCAAGGUAAGCAUGACUACUGGCAAUAGUUAUAGUAACUACCUGACUGUAGAAUGCUUCCACCAAAAGACCCUCAAGAAGAAAAGAAGCAUUUGCAGGAAUAUGAAGCCAUGAUGAGAAAAGCAAAGAAAUUGGAAGCAAGAAAAAAAAAAGAAAGUUAUCGGAAAAAAGAAGAAAAAGACAAAAAGAUCAAUCAUGCACAACAUGUUUGGGAAAACGACAUUAUUCCAAACUGGAAGACACGCGCUGGAGACAAGCGAACGCUUAUUUUAUGGACACAGGGCAUUCCUCCUCGAUGUAGGAAGAAGAUUUGGAAAUUAAAGAUUGGUAAUACAUUGAAUAUCACCAAGGCAACAUUUACAGAAUGCAUACGCCGAGUGCCACAAGCCAUACGCACAUCCUCCAAAAAUAAUCAUGGUUUGAUGUCACCUACAUCGCAUGGUCCACCUAUGCCUAUUGUCUCUACAAGUCAUACCACAACAUAUGAUCCUUAUGCAGAAACAUCUUUGUAUUCUAUACGUCGACAAAGAAGAACCAGUAGUUUGGAUGUACUUCGAGAGGAUUCAAAAGAUGAAAAAUCAGGAGAAGAAGACGCUGUAACAACCGAAGAGGAAGAAGAGGAAGAGGACAAACAUAUUGAAUUUGCCAAUGUCAGCAUGGAACGCACUUCUUCUACUUAUUCCUUGUCAAGUUCAGUAGGUGGACACGGCGGCCAUUAUAGUGACUCAAUGAGUGGAAGAAGUGCAAUGGAGUUGGAUUCAAAGCAGAGUCUAGAGGAAGAUCAUGUCAAUAUCGAACUAGACGAUGGAAAUAAUGAUGAGGAUGAGGAUACAAGCUCACAAGAAGAAGAUCAUGAAGAGGAAGAAGCAAACGAUAAAACAAUGGAUGAUCCAACUCUGAUUAAUUUCUUGAAUAAGGCUAUUGAAGAAGAUAUUGUACGCACAUUGCCUAGUUUAUGUGUCUUUCAGCCUGAUGGUCCAUUGUUUAUGUCACUCAGAAAAGUGCUUCAUGCUUAUGUGGGUUAUAGGCCUAAUUUAACUUAUCCUCGAGGUGCUUCAUUCUUGGCUGGUGUCCUGCUUCUCAACAUGAAUUCACAAGACACGUUUGUGGCUCUCAUCAAUAUGAUUAGCAACAGUCAAGUCCUGUCUGCUUUGUAUGACUCGGAUGAGAAAAAAAUCCAAGGCUUCUUUAAAGUCUUCAAUGUGAUUUUUGCCGAAAAUCUACCAAAGCUUUAUUUACAUUUCAAAAAUCUGGCACUCACACCUGAAAACUAUUUACCAGACUGGUUCAUGACUAUUUUUGCUUCUAUGAUUCCCCUUGAACUGUCGUCUCGACUAUGGGAUAUUUACUUACUGUACGGCGAUAUUAUUCUCUUUCGCACAGGUCUUGUGGUGCUAAAAUACUUGGAGCCACUUUUAUGGGGAAGUGGGUUUAGUGAAACAGUUAGGAUUUUAAAUAUGGGAUUUGUAGGAGAGCAUCGUGGAGAAGAAGUCAAGGCAGCAUUGGCCGUGAGUGGACAUAUUACUGAAGGUGGCGAAGAUCCCUUUUUUGAUGAAAUCUUGGGCCGAAAAGGUGUACAUUUGGACGAAGCAAGAUUUAAGGAAUUGUUGGAUGCUCAUAUGCCUCGACCCGUAUAAUAAUAAUAAAAAAAAGGAAACUUACCAUUGUUUAUAUGUAUAUACAUUUUGCAAACAUGGAACAAUUUAGUUAUUAAUAAGCUCUGUUUAACAAUCAAUGGCGUCU
Molecule: messenger RNA, 1773 nt
Organism: Gilbertella persicaria
Lineage: Eukaryota; Fungi; Mucoromycota; Mucoromycetes; Mucorales; Choanephoraceae
Product: rab-GTPase-TBC domain-containing protein
Exons: 3
Coding region: 84-1667 (527 amino acids)
Source: RefSeq, a predicted model, not a curated record